GUUGGUACAUUGAUAUACCAAUUUGGUACUUCUAUCUUGUAUAUCUCGGAUAAAUGUUAUUAAUCAAAGGAUACGAAAAUUUUAGUGUUCUGCUCUUGAUCCAAAUUUAAUUUUUUCUAAUAAAGUAUUCUACUAUAAUUUUAAGUUUGAUUUUAAGUGGUGUAGUAGUCAUGAAAUAUGAUUUCUGCCUUAAAGAAAGUAUUUAUUGUUAUUUUUGCUAUCGCGGUGUCCGUCUCAUCCAGGAUUCACAAGUUACCUCUUGUGGAUGAUGAACGUCACUAUGUUGAUUUGACUACAUUUGGUUUUUUUGAAGGGGGUAUCUUAGAUGUGCAUAUGAUUAACUUCAAGUUGCCAUCUGGUUCAGUGCUGGGCGAGUAUGGUUUUACCUUGGAUAGAACUGUCAAUGAUGCCAUUAAUCCUUAUCUGGAAGUACAUUCGGAUACAUGUAUUCUUAAAGGUGUAGAAAAUUAUGGCGGUCUUUUGUCACCACAUCAUCCAGCUAUAGUUUUUUUGAAAUUAGAUUUUAAAAAUCUCAGAAUUAAUAUUACAUGUGAAGGUGAAGUUACUGCAUUACAUCUUUACCAAAAUAGGUCAAUGAUUCCAAUAGAUAGAAUUAAACGACAAUCACAGUAUAUAUUUGUAAACAGACAACGACGAUCACCAUUAGAUAGUAAGAAAUCAACGGAGGCAUUGGGAUCUCAGUGUUCAUAUGCGGUUCUUCCUAUCACAAAAGAAACACGAAAUGGCUUUGAUUAUUACAAUACAAGUUUUGCUAUGUAUGUGGCUUCAGACAAGGAAGAAGGAUUGUACAACUUGUACUUCCAUAACUGUCCACAUGAAACAGAGCCUGCUAUUAAUGUUUUGAUAGAAAUAUAUGAAAGUAAUGAUGGAAACUUUUUGUCCGCUGGGGAAAUGCCACUUCCAGCACUAUACAGCAUGAUGUCACUCAUAUUUUUUUUGUGUGCUGGCUUUUGGACUUUUAUUUUAAAAACAAGCCGUCACAAAGUAUAUAGAAUACAUAUAAUUAUGUGUGUACUGGUUUACUUAAAAGCAAUGUCAUUGGCUUUCCACGGGAUUAACUAUCAUUUUAUACAAACAAGAGGAGAGCAUGUUACAGCUUGGGCAAUAUUAUACUACAUAACACAUUUAUUAAAAGGUGCUGUGCUCUUUGUGACUAUAAUUUUAGUUGGAACUGGAUGGAAUUUUAUUAAACACAUUCUGGCAGACCGCGAUAAAAAAAUAUUUAUGAUAGUCAUUCCAUUACAAGUGGUCGCUAACGUUGCGGAGAUAAUAAUCGCUGAAAGUGAAGAGGGAGCGGUCGAACAUAACGCGUGGAGGAUUCUUUUAAUGUUCGUCGAUGUACUCUGUUGUGGCGCUAUUAUGUUCCCGGUUGUAUGGUCAAUACACCAUUUGGAAGAUUCUUCGACAACAGACGGCAAGGCUGCUGUUAAUUUGAGAAAGCUUAAGUUAUUUAGACAUUUUUACGUGAUGAUCUUGUGCUAUAUUUAUUUCACGAGAAUUAUUGUCACUAUAUUGGAGAAAACAGUUCCAUUCCAAUAUUCGUGGAUCGAUGAAAUGUUUCGUGAGAUGGCGACGUUUGUUUUCUUUGUAAUGACAGGAUACAAGUUCCGACCGGCUGCAGCUAAUCCUUAUUUCACACCGACAUACGAUGACGUCGAACCGAAAGUGAUAUCAGAGAUAGGAGUACUGGACGGUGUCACGAAUAGAGAGAAGAGACGUGAAGAUAUGCAACCAUUAAUGCAAGAAAAUUCCGAAUAAAUUAAUGAUAACUAGAUAGAAAAUUUUCAUAUAACAACUGCAUUUAUCGUAGAUAAUUUGUAUCUACUUAAUCAGCUUAUUAGAUUUUUUUUGUAUUAUACAUCUACAUUAAUAUUUGGCUAUGAAUUAGACAUAUCCCGUAUACAUCCUUUAAAUAUUAACACUAGUUAGGUACUGUAGUCUGGUAUAAAAUGGGGGUUCGUAGUUGUUAGUUCUAAUUUUGCAGGCUUUAUAUUUUAUAUAAAGAAUUACGCCUAAGGAUGUUUUUAUUAAUUUCCUUUUAAAUGUAGCUCGGAUUGCUGCCCUCUGCUUAAGCGCCUGCAUUGUAAUGCCGAAUUAAUAUUCCUAUCUAACGAUAUCUAAUGACAUUUUUAAAAUAAUUAUAUUUCACGUUAUUACUCAGUUUUAUCGUAUCAAAAUAUCGAAACCGUUUUUCUUUAGUAACUUGGUCAGCUAUAAGGCAAUAUGAACUAUCGGUUUUGUCAUCUCACUAGUGCUUUACAAGUUAUUUUUAUUUUUCGAUUAAAUACACACAUAUAUAAACUAUGUAUUAUACACGUAUACGACUCCCUAUCUGUCUCGGAACCUAUUACGAAAACUAAAAGCUUUGCUCUACAGUUUCAAAAGUAAUGGCCAAUCGCAAAAUGGAUGAUUUGAUUUUGUUUCGCCUUCGGGUAAAGUGCAAUUGCGUUGGAUAUUUCUGUAGAUGUUGGAUUGUCGCUUUGGCAAAAUUCAACAGUUUUCUAGUGAAUUUGCUACUCACCUUGGCGUCGGACACCAAUUUCUUCGAUUGUCAUCGCCUGUAGUAUUAUCCUUUAUAGAUUCCAUGUUACCAAUAAGCUAAGUUUAAAACAGUCCGAUUUUAUACAUGUCAUCUUUAGCCUAUAAGUUAAUUGAGACUGCGGUAAGAAUGUAGUUAGGAUUUCAAUGUAUGGACCAUCACAUUAGCAAUAGAAGCAAUACGUGUUUAAUUUCAUACAUUUUAAAUUUAUAUUCGAGUUAUUCAAAAUUAUUAUUAUUACGGCGACUUUUGUAGAUACUAGUACGUGUGGGUUUACUAGUGAUAAAUACACCAUAUUACACAUUUAAUUUUGUAUUUUUUAGGAUAUAUAGACUUAAGGUUAGGUUUAUGAAUAACCACUAGUUUCCUAUAUCAUUUACAGCAAUAAUGAGUGUAGAUUUUAAUAACAACAAGUAUAAAACAUCAUAUAUUUAUAUAUUAGUAUGAGGUUGACGUGGCGUUCUCGAAUUUGUCCAAGAACUAUAUGUGUUACAUAUUCCGCCAAAAAAAUUGUGAUUGAAUUGAUAUUAGUCUCGGCAUCUGUCUUGGCCAGAUUUUGUAAAGGCGCAAAGGUUUUAUACAAUAAAUAUAGUAUUCUUUAACAGACGACCUUUUAAGCCAAAUUAAUUAGAAUUGUAGAAAUUUUCCAAAACACUUAAUAGUCUUGGAAAUCAUAAUAUGUAAUAUGUUCAAUUUAUAUUUUAACACAAUUCGGAUAUUUGUUCGAAAUCAUAACAAUAAGCUUUUAUUAUUCUAUUUAUCAUAGAAGGAUUCUACAAAUAUUAUUAGUUUCAAUUUAAAUAGCUUUUGGGUUUUUAUUAUUAAACCCAUAGAUUUAGAAAUACCGAAUCAUAUAAUGGUGUGGUUUUGUUUUUCGGAAGCGGUCUUAUCAUUUCCUAUUCAUAUCUUGUUGUAGUACUGUGGCACCUGAGUAUAUAAUAUCAUUGUAAGAUUUCCCUCUAAAUCUGUCUUGGUCUAUGUCAUAUAAACCAUUGGAAUUGUUAAAUGUGCCUAUAAUAAUAAUUGUUCUGAAACAAUAUUUACUAAACGCUGAAAUGCAAAAGGUUAACGCUUUUUAAAAUAAUGACGAUAAGUAUCUACUUAUGAAACAAAACACAUGACGUUUUAAGUUGUUUUAAUAUUUGCUUAAUUUAUUAAAAAUCUUAUCAAUUUAAGGAUAUGUUGAAUUUUCUGUAACAAUGGUUGUAAAUAUUUUUUCUAUGUAUAAUUAUAAAAAAACUGUUUUAUUUCACAUUAAAUCCUUCAAGUAGAAUUGUUUUUUUUAUUCUUUGUAUUAACUAAUUUUAUACUAAAUAUUUUUUAU
Pieris brassicae (large cabbage white) is the source of this 3884-nucleotide messenger RNA. Its product is annotated as protein GPR107. Lineage: Eukaryota; Metazoa; Arthropoda; Insecta; Lepidoptera; Pieridae. Bases 178 to 1779 code for a protein of 533 amino acids. The record is from RefSeq and is a predicted model, not a curated record. Gene Ontology annotation, cellular component: membrane; Golgi apparatus. The transcript is spliced from 12 exons. Gene Ontology annotation, biological process: transport.